Molecule: messenger RNA, 1647 nt
Organism: Kwoniella shivajii
Lineage: Eukaryota; Fungi; Basidiomycota; Tremellomycetes; Tremellales; Cryptococcaceae
Exons: 12
Coding region: 1-1647 (548 amino acids)
Biological process (GO): transmembrane transport
Cellular component (GO): plasma membrane
Molecular function (GO): transmembrane transporter activity
Source: RefSeq, a predicted model, not a curated record
AUGACCACAACAAGUCAAAAUGGUGAAUCCACUAUUAACGGUGGAUCGCCUGAAAUAACGCAUGAAAAAUUACCCCGAACGCAAGACCACCUAGAAGCUCAACAAGGUACCAAGCCUGAUCAAAAUCUAACGGAGCAUCAAGUUGUCGGAUCUAUAGAUCUGGGUUUAUCGAAAGAGGUAGAAUCAAUAUUACUUGAUAAUCAUGCUAUGGUAUGGAAGAAAGAUGAUUCAGGUAAUUUGUUGAUUAAGAGUUUACCUGGAGAUCCAACGAGUCCCAGAAGUUGGAAAAAUUGGAAAAGAUAUGGUUUGGUAGGAUUAGCAUCACUUCUUAACAAUUUGGUAUGUCUUUGCGUAUCAGGAUAUAGUACUGGCGUUGAGCAAAUGGAGGAAGAAAUUGGAUUCGGCUCUGAAUUGGGAACUUUGGGAUUGAGCUUGUAUAUCCUUGGAUUCGCUUUCGGACCGAUGUUCUUGGCUCCUUUGAGCGAAUAUUGGGGUAGAAGACCCGUAUAUCUAGUAUCAUGGACUAUAUUUACCAUCUUCCAAAUACCCCUUGCUCUAGCGCAAAAUUUAGCUACAAUCUUAGUUUGUCGUUUCAUCCAAGGUUUAGCAGGAAGUACCCCAUUAGCAAAUACAGGUGGUGUCGUCCAUGAUUUGUUUGGAAUAGAUGAAUGUGGUAUGGCUGUUGCCAUUUAUGCUCUUAGUAGUGCCGAUGGACCUCCGUUGGGUAAUGCUCUUUCAGGUUAUUUGGCUCAAACUCAAGGGUGGAGAUGGUUAUACUGGACAUAUUUGAUAAUAUUCGGUACAUUCAUCUUUGUGAUUUAUUUCUUUUUACCAGAGACAAGAGAUACGAUAAUCAUAUCACGUAAAACGGCUUUAUUAAGGAAAGAGACCAAUCUACCUUUUUACGCUGAACAUGAAUUAGUGAAGAAAGAUCCAUCGCAUUUAUAUAAAGUUACGAUUAUUCGACCAUUCAAAUUCUUAUUUACGGAACCUAUCACUUAUUUAUGUGCUGGUAUAAAUGGAUUCGCAUUUGGAAUGAUUUUUCUAAGUAAUGAAGCUUUCCCGUUGGUUUUUGGCAGUGGAAAUAAUGGACAUGGCUGGACUCAUUCCGGUACAGUCAAUUUAACAUUCUUGGCGUAUGUGGUAGGAGCCUUUUUGGGAUUCGCUUUAACACCUUUACAAGAAAAGAAAUAUCAUCAAUUAUGCGCAGAAAAAGGAUUUUCAAAUCCAGAAGCUAGAUGGUGGUCAGCUUUAUGGGCUACACCAUUUUGUCCUAUUGGAUUAAUGAUUGCAUCUUGGACAAGUUAUAAUUAUCUACCUUGGAUAGCACCCAUAAUUGGAUUUACUCUCUUUGGAUUUGGAUUUUAUAUCAUCCUUGCUGCUAUUUUGAAUUAUGUUGUUGAUGGAUACGGUCAUUAUUCAGCUUCUGCUUUGGGUGGAGUCGUAUUCGUUAGAAACAUUGUCGGAGCAAUAUUCCCAUUAUUCGCAGAACAGAUGUUCGUAGGCAUGGGUAAUCAAUGGGCUUUAUUCCUUUUAUCAAUGGUUUCAAUUGGAUUGGUCCCAAUCCCAUUUUACUUGUACAAAAAAGGGAAAUCGGUCAGAGAGAGAUCUCCUUAUUGCGCUACUCAUUUUGGUGAAGGUUCAUAA